Molecule: messenger RNA, 1606 nt
Organism: Habropoda laboriosa
Lineage: Eukaryota; Metazoa; Arthropoda; Insecta; Hymenoptera; Apidae
Product: zinc finger protein Xfin-like
Exons: 5
Coding region: 1-1545 (514 amino acids)
Source: RefSeq, a predicted model, not a curated record
AUGUUAACCUGCGUGGCACAUGGUUGUCUUUCAAAUGAAAGUACGAAAGUCAACGGACAAAACAUUUUGUUGUUUCCUUUUCCUGAAGAUGAAUUACAAAGGAGUCAAUGGUUCAAAAACUGUCAAUUGAGUGAGAACACUGAACAUGAUAAACCACUCUACCUCUGUGAAUUGCACUUUGAUAAAAUGAGUUUUACAGAUUCAAAGAAACUAAAUCCUAAUACUGUUCCAACUAUUUUUGAUAAAGUAGAUGAAGGUCAAAGAAAACGCAAGGCUGAAGAUGAGCUUCAAACUGGAUCAUCUAAAAUACCACCAUUGAAGCAAAAAAAAUUGGACGAUGAUUCACAUAGUUUAGUAACUCCUCCACAAAGCCCUUCUAUUCAAUUAGUGGAAAAUGUUGAAGAAAUAAAUGGAGAAUACAAGUUGGACAUAUCUUCUGAUCAUGAGAUAUCAUUAAAUGGAUCUACUGAUAUAAAACCUGAAUUGUAUCAAGAAAUUGAUAUAGGGAAAAAAUUAUAUCGUUUAACGAUACAAAUAGAUAAAAUAUAUGGAAAACCAUGUCCAAGAUCAAAGAAGCUGAGGGUGUUGGCACAGAUAAUGAAAGGUAGCCAAAAAUUUACUGAGAAUAUGAUUAACAUAGAUGAAGGAGAUGAGCCUUUAAAAAAGAUGAAUAGAGUAGCAAUUUGUGUAAAAGGUGGUUGUAAACUAAAGAAGUCAAUAUAUGAUUCAAAGCCAGCAUUUCAAUGUGAAUACUGUGAUAAAUAUUAUGUAAUGAAGAGAAGUAAUAAUCAAGAAGAGAAGAACACAUGUACUAUAUGUCAUAAGACAUUCUCAUCUUCACAGUCUCUGUACCUUCAUACUAAAACUCACUUUGUAUGUGAUAUGUGCCAAACUGAAUGUAGUUCACAAGUGACUUAUGAUAAGCAUAUAAGAUUACAUGUUAGUACCGAUCCAUUGUAUCCAUAUAAGUGUCAUCAGUGUACAGAAACGUUUGAACUGAAAGAUGACGUGAGACAGCAUUACUUAAUUGUUCAUCCUACCAUAAAAGUACAGAAUACAAUUUUACAAGUGACUACACCAUCUUUAACACAGCAAGUACCUCAACAACAGGAUUAUCGUUGUGUCAGUUGUAAUAUUACAUUUAGGAAUGAACAAGCCUAUAGGAAUCAUGUAAGUUCUCAUAAAAAGAAAGAAGGUUUAAGAUGCAGCAUUGGAGAUAGUACCAAUAAUAUAUUUCCAGUACCUAGUCCAUUAACUGGUAGUCAAAUAGGUAUUCUUCGAGCCGUAAAGUUCAGUUGUAGAGUGUGUUCAAUGGAAUUUGACAAUGUCGGCGAAGUUGAUAAACAUACGAGAACUCAUUUAGAGGAAGACAGUGAAGAGGAGCGCAAGUGUAAUAUCUGUAAAAAACUGUUCAAAACGGGCGCACAACUCAACGAACAUUUAAAGUACCACCUCUCUCGUGCACACUCUUGCCCCGUAUGUUCUAAAGCUUUUAUUAACAGAACUACCUUGAAAAUACAUUUAAAAACACACGGUGAAGCAUAAUUCAUUUUCGAUUCGCGGCUGUGUUUAGAAAUCAAAUAAUAUAUCAUGUUCACAUAUUUUC